AUGCAAACUCUGAAAAAAGGAGUUGGAUUGGCUGCUGCUGCUGCUGCUGCUGCUGCUGCCAGAGGAUACUUGACUGUGUCUUUGUUUCCUGACAUGAAAAAACAAGUGGCAUUUGCAGAAAAUCAGACGACCCACAGGCUCCAUCAUGCUGAGGCUAUGCAAAGGAGUACUGCGAUGAACGAAUCAAAGAUGGCAUUAAAAGAUGCCGGUGUGUAUUUCAACAAUGGUUUGAAGUUCAACAGACUGCCAGCUGCAAGAUGUGAGCCAACAACACAACUCCAACACGUGACGACCAUACAAAUCCCCAAAACCAUUACCGCAGCCCCGUUCCUGAAGCACGCAGCACUCACACCAGCUCAGAAGGACUAUCUGUACACCAUGGCAGCUUCCUACAGCACCACACACGUGCGUCACCUCAUCACCCAACACUACAUGAACGUGCUGCACAGGCGCAUACGGGCAGGCUACAACCCUGAAAGAGAGGACCUUGCUGUGUGUUCCGUUAUCUUACCGGGGACCGAUAAGACUGAUAAACCUUGCUCAGAGGUUCCUACCAAGGCCAGGCACAAGGAUAAGAUAAAAACUAGUGCAAGGAAUACUGGGAAAUCUUUCCUUCCAAAAAUCCCAAACAGACGAGCCAGAACUGUUUUUAAGUGCCAUUCAGAAUCAUGUUGCUGCUGCAUUUCUCCAUCAUGCCUGCAGCCUGCAGCAGUAGGAUGUGUUACGAGGAAGUAUGACAGCUUGAUGAAAAGUAAAGGUGCGGCAAAUGGUCAAAAUAGUAGCCUGUCAGGCACGACGCAAAGCCGAGUGAAGUGUAAAACAAGUUAA
Molecule: messenger RNA, 828 nt
Organism: Perca fluviatilis (European perch)
Lineage: Eukaryota; Metazoa; Chordata; Actinopteri; Perciformes; Percidae
Exons: 7
Coding region: 1-828 (275 amino acids)
Source: RefSeq, a predicted model, not a curated record